Messenger RNA from Pteropus alecto (black flying fox), 1127 nucleotides. RefSeq names its product mediator complex subunit 6 (gene MED6). The transcript has 8 exons. Gene Ontology annotation, molecular function: transcription coactivator activity. Gene Ontology annotation, cellular component: core mediator complex; mediator complex. Gene Ontology annotation, biological process: regulation of transcription by RNA polymerase II. The record is from RefSeq and is a predicted model, not a curated record. Lineage: Eukaryota; Metazoa; Chordata; Mammalia; Chiroptera; Pteropodidae. Bases 104 to 769 code for a protein of 221 amino acids.
UUUCUCCUCCAAGUCCCUAGGGGCUGCAACCCGCUGCUUCCGUUGUCGUAGUACUUACGUUUUCUCUGCGCCGGAAGGAGAACCCGUGCGCGCUUUUGGAAUUAUGGCCGCCGUGGACAUUCGAGAUAAUCUGCUAGGAAUCUCUUGGGUUGACAGUUCUUGGAUCCCCAUUUUGAACAGUGGAAGUGUCCUGGAUUACUUUUCAGAAAGGAGUAAUCCUUUUUACGACAGGACAUGUAAUAAUGAAGUGGUCAAAAUGCAGAGGCUAACAUUAGAACACUUAAAUCAGAUGGUUGGAGUGGAAUAUAUCCUUUUACAUGCUCAAGAGCCCAUUCUUUUCAUCAUUCGGAAGCAACAGCGGCAGUCCCCUACCCAAGUUAUCCCACUGGCUGAUUACUAUAUCAUUGCUGGAGUGAUCUAUCAGGCACCAGACUUGGGAUCAGUUAUAAACUCUAGAGUGCUUACUGCGGUGCAUGGCAUUCAGUCAGCUUUUGAUGAAGCUAUGUCAUACUGUCGAUAUCAUCCUUCCAAAGGGUAUUGGUGGCACUUUAAAGAUCAUGAAGAGCAAGAUAAAGUCAAACCUAAAACUAAAAGGAAAGAAGAACCAAGCUCUAUUUUCCAGAGGCAACGUGUGGAUGCUUUACUCCUAGACCUCAGACAAAAAUUUCCACCCAAAUUUGUGCAGGUAAUGAGAAUCAAAAGUCUGGAGAAAAGCCUGUCCCAGUGGAUCAGACAAAGAAAGAGGCAGAACCUAUACCAGAAACUGUAAAAUCUGAGGAGAAGGAGACCACAAAGAACAUCCAACAGACAGUGAGCACUAAAGGCCCUCCCGAGAAACGAAUGAGACUUCAGUGAGUAUUGGACACGAGAGAAGCUUGCAAGACCUCUUGUCCAUUAUUAUACCUCAUUACUGUGACAGGCUCUUGAACUGUAAAAUUCUUUGUCACAGCCCUCUCAUUUGUAUAGAAUGUGCUUGUUCUUUAAGAAAGGAUAUAAGGACGCUCAUUCUUUCGAUGUGAAUAUUUUUAUGUAUCUUUUGUAACUUUUCCUUAUUGGACUUGUGCAGCUGCCUUACAUGUGUACUGCUAUAUAUGUUUAAAACCAAAUAAAGGUAUUUGUAUAAAUUA